AUGCUCCAGCCGCCCAACCCACCAGAAUGGCUGACUGAAGUGGGAGGGGGUGAGGAGGGUUUGACCCGCCUCUGCUUACCCAGGCCCGAAGCCCUUGCUUAUCCUGUCCCAGUCCCUUCCAGGGGCGUGGGUGCUGGGGAGGUCGGUAGCCCAGUGGGCCCAUGUGUGUCCCCCUGGGGCCCUAGCCAGGCCCAGGUCCUGGACAGUGUCCUAGGGCUAGGGGCACUGGGGCUGACAAUUCGGGCAGUCUUUUCCACAGCUGGCCCAGCCUCUCCGCUGCCGCUACUGGUCAGCUUCCUGGCCUUCGACCUGCUCCACCGGUAACCUGCAGGUCCCAGCUGGCCACAGCACACACAUCUCACAGGGGGCCAGAGUCAGGGGGCCGGCAAGGGUCCAGGGCAGCAGGAGGCUCCACUCCUGCCCACGGUGGCAGUCACAGGACGACGCCUCCAGGAGGCUCUGCUGCUGCUGCUCGUGGGCCUGGGGCUACUCCUGGGAGCCGGCAUGCCCUUGGCCCUGCUUGCCCUGGCUUUCUGCCUCUAUCCUUGGGCCUGA
Mesoplodon densirostris (Blainville's beaked whale) is the source of this 555-nucleotide messenger RNA. RefSeq names its product chromosome 16 C20orf141 homolog (gene C16H20orf141). Lineage: Eukaryota; Metazoa; Chordata; Mammalia; Artiodactyla; Ziphiidae. The record is from RefSeq and is a predicted model, not a curated record.